AUGGAAGAUACUGUGCUCACGUCCAAAAAGGCUUAUUUGGAAGAGUGUAGGGAAAAGUAUUUAGCGCGUAAGGCGCAAUUUGAAGAGUUAAGGUCAAAUUCAAACUUAUAUCACGAUGAAUGCCAACAUAUUGACGUUCAAAAAUCACACAUCGAACAACUAAAGGAGUAUAACGAACUACGCGAUAUUGGCUUACGUUUACUCCAACUAGUUGCCGACGAUAAAAAAUGUAAAAUUCAAGAUGUAGUCGAGGAAAUGGGGUAUGAGCUAAAGGAUUGA
Molecule: messenger RNA, 279 nt
Organism: Huiozyma naganishii CBS 8797
Lineage: Eukaryota; Fungi; Ascomycota; Saccharomycetes; Saccharomycetales; Saccharomycetaceae
Gene: SAE3
Product: Sae3p
Exons: 2
Coding region: 1-279 (92 amino acids)
Biological process (GO): double-strand break repair via homologous recombination; meiotic joint molecule formation; meiotic DNA recombinase assembly involved in reciprocal meiotic recombination
Cellular component (GO): Swi5-Sfr1 complex; Swi5-Swi2 complex
Source: RefSeq, a predicted model, not a curated record